AACUGGGAGUCUCACAAUUGGGAGUUCUCACAAAUGGGAGUAGACAGGUUAAACCUAUUCGGAGCUCUGACGGGUCAACUUGUGACUCGUGGAUUGUUAGGUUAGAUUACAACAACAACGGUUACCUGACAACUGACACAAAUUCUCAAUCGGUACUAGAGCACAGUUACAUUUGAAAGAACGCAAUCAAACGUUUAGUAUUAUAAUGCUGCAAUAAUGAACACAGAUAUUCUAAAAUAUGUCAUGGUUUCAACUGAACACAAGGAAAAAUAUUCAAAGCACUAGAAGCUCGUAUUACCCGAAUCCAAUCAUCUAACCGAAAACACCCGUGAGGUAAACUAAACAAACACGUGACAGUAGACCCCUUCCUUCAUUCGAUCGGUAACGAGCAGACGAAAACAUCAUGGUGUCUCGCCUCGCCCUCAUCUGUACCCUAGCCGUAGUGCUCUACCACCCCAGGGCCUUGGCCCAGCUACGGACAGCGAAGAACUGCUGCUUUCCCAAACAGUGGGAAGGUUUUCAGGGUGGAAUCGGCGGUGUCAACGCAGGCGGCCAAGGACAAGCGGUGCAGAUUGUAACCAAGAUAGCCUUCGACGCCGUCGGCCGUCGAGUAUUCACCUACACCAACAGUACCACGGCGGCAGGAAUGUCCUCCACCAAGCUGAUUCGAGACUUCAAUACGAAUACCAUGUAUGUUAUUGAUGUGUUGAAAAGGAUUUGCCAGAAGACUAAACCUACUGCGCUUUUCAACAAUGGAUGUGUGCCUGAUGCAGCCAAGCAGGUGUUUGAUAUGACAAUUGGAGCUGGGAGCGAGACACUGCAGGCGAAGAUCUACACAAUGCGACUGCAGCAGGCGUCGACCCUGUUGAACAUCACCCUAAGUGUCACGGAGAAACAGUGUGUCCCUGUCGGGGAGUACUGGGUCGGAUCGGUUAACAACGUCAAGACGGUCAUGUCGAUGCAGUACUUCGACAUUACCCUGGGGAUCAAAGACCCUUCUGUCUUCACCCCUCCCGCCUUCUGUAAACAGAACAUAACAGGUGACGCAGCAUUCCACCCAGUCCUCAACUACAGGAUCUUAAACCUGUAAAUGAGACGCUGUCACCAUAGCAACAUAGCAGCUUUCAUUAUCCGAAUAUUAUUUAGCAUCAAGCUUUUUUAACGAUGUUAGGUGCAUCAUUACUGGCUGUGACACCUUGCUGAUUGUGUGUGUUUCUAACACAACCGGACGCUCGUCACGCCGAAGGCCCGGGUUCGAUUCCCCACAUGGGUACAAUGUGUGAAGCCCUUUUCUGGUGUCCCGAGAUGUUGCUGGAAUAUUGCUGAAAGCGGCGUAAAACCAUAUUCAUACACUCACUCUAACACAACCCGACUGUCUGAUCUGUAAAUCAUUGUGAUGUCAUCAUGUCGUCAUUGUGAUGUCAUCAUGACGUCAUUGUGAUGUCAUCAUGACGUCAUUGUGAUGUCAUCAUGACGUCAUCGCUCGUCUCUUUACGUCACCUGCAAGAAGACCACGAGCUGGCAUUACGUUAUUCUUAAUGUUUACCAAGACUUGACGUCCUACUUUCUCUCCGCUCAUAUUGAAUGCAAUUGUAUUUUCUAUGUUGAUGUUUAUAUUAAUCAAGUUCUUUAUACUAUUUCGCAUAUUCAUUUUUAUCUACACUUGGUAAUAUUGUACCAAAAACUCCAAUUUUACUAUAAAAAACAUUCACUACUGUAACAAAUAGUGUCUUCUCAGUGAAAAUUAGAUAUGCUACACAACGAAGUUAAAGAAAGUAUUAAGUUUUGUUCAAGACCUUUGCAGAUAAAGUAUAGUCACAUAAAAGCCUGUACAUUGUAAAAAAAAAACCCUUUAGCGAAUUAAAACUAUAUCUCUAUUAUUUUCGAAUCUCACAAAACCCAUUGGAAUGGGAAUAUGGAUUUUAUGACAUACUUGAAUUUUUCAUGUAUGACAAGCCAUUCCAUGCCUAUUCAUUUGUACCUGUAUAUCAGAGAUGUUUCUAGACAAAAAUAAUAAUAAAUAUAUUUU
This is a messenger RNA of Haliotis rubra (blacklip abalone), 2029 nucleotides long. RefSeq names its product mammalian ependymin-related protein 1-like. Gene Ontology annotation, cellular component: extracellular region; lysosome. Gene Ontology annotation, molecular function: calcium ion binding. Gene Ontology annotation, biological process: cell-matrix adhesion. The record is from RefSeq and is a predicted model, not a curated record. The transcript has 6 exons. Lineage: Eukaryota; Metazoa; Mollusca; Gastropoda; Lepetellida; Haliotidae. Bases 404 to 1090 code for a protein of 228 amino acids.